This is a messenger RNA of Macaca mulatta (Rhesus monkey), 816 nucleotides long. The record is from RefSeq and is a predicted model, not a curated record. Lineage: Eukaryota; Metazoa; Chordata; Mammalia; Primates; Cercopithecidae.
AUGAAGCUGUACAGCCUCAGUGUCCUCUACAAAGGCGGGGCCAAGGUAGUACUGCUCAAAGUCGGGUACGACGAUGUGGCUUCCUUCAGCUUUUCUCAGAGAUCCAGCGUUCAGGAAUUCAUGACCUUCACAAGUCAACUGAUUAUGGAGCGCUCAUCUAAAGGCACUAGAGCUUCUGUCGCAGAACAAGACUAUCUGUGGCACGUCUAUGUUCAGAAUGACAGUCUUGCAGGUGUCAUCAUUACUGACAAUGAGUGCCCAUCCCUGGUGGCCUUUACCUUGCUGGAGAAAGUACUAGAUGAAUUCUCCAAGCAAGUCAACAGGAAAGACUGGCCAGUAGGAUCCCCUGCUACAAUCCAUUCUGCAUCCCUGGAUGGUCACCUCAGUAGAUACCAGAACCCACGAGACGCUGACCCCAUGACUAAAGUGCAGGCCGAACCAGACGAGACCCAGAUCAUUCUGCACAAUACCAUGGAUUCUUUGUUAGAGCGAGGUGAGAAGCUAGGUGGCUUGGUGUCCAAAUCCGAGGUGCUAGGAACAGGUGCCUUCUAUAAAACUGCCCGGAAACAAAACUCGUGUUGUGCAAUGGCCCAGCACUGGAACAGCACCAUCAUUCGCAUCAGAACUGCAGCCCCCAGAGAAGAAGAGACAGUCCUACACGAGGACCUGGAGUGGGGGCACACGGGCCAUUUUUAUUUUGAAGUUCCCAGGAGAAGCAGGGAUGGUGGAAGGGUGGAGAAUGUUCAAAUUAAUAUGUGUGGUAGUGAUUCUUGGAAAGAAUUUGAGGUCCAUGAAGGUGGAUUUUUGGGCAAAUGA